CACGGAGAAUCGGGUUAGUACAUCCCACCCGGAAGACGCGCCAUGUUAAGCUUUCACGACGUCCUUGUGUGUUCGGUUCUGGGAUAAAACGGUGUUUUAAAAUAUUAUUUGGUGCGACAAAGUUUCCGGCGUCUGUCAAUAGAAGACAAAAAAAAGUGCCAUGCCGCUUCAUAAAUACCCUCCCAAGUUGUGGGAGGCCAUGAAGAUGAAGCAAGGAAUUUACGCUCGCCUCCCUAAACACUACCUCAAGUCCCUUGAGAAGAAAGAGCCCACGCCUGUCCACUGGAGGCCUCUGGGAGUCCAGUACCGAGCCAACCCAAAGACUGGAGUGAAAGAGCGCGUCCAGGAUGUCCCCAUACCCAUCUACUAUCCUCCCGAGUCCCAGGACGGCCUGUGGGGAGGCGAGGGUUGGGUUUCUGGCUUCAGGUACGCCAACAAUGACAAGAUGUCAAAUCGUCUGAAGAAGACCUGGAAACCUCAGCUGUUCAAGAGAGAGCUCUACAGCGAGAUCCUUGAUCACAAAUUCACCAUCACAGUCACGCCACGCACUCUGGACCUCAUCGACGCCGCAUUCGGCUUUGACUUUUAUAUCCUCAAGACGCCAAAGGAGGACCUGAACUCCAAACUGGGGAUGGAUUUGAAGAGAGCAAUGCUGCUUCGACUGGCACGCAAAGACACAGAACUUUACCCCAAUGACCCUGCCAAACGGGAAUCCAUCUAUAGCAAAUAUAUGCAGUUUCAGAUCCCAGAAGAGGAGGCAGAGUGGGUGGGCCUGAGUCUGGAAGAGGCUGUGGAGAAACAGAGGCAGCUGGAGCACAAGGAGCCUGAGCCUCUGUUCAAAGUCUGUGUGGACAAGCUGGUGAAGGAGUUAAGCAUGAAAAAACUACUGGAGCCACAUCUUACAGAGAAGAAGUAACCCUCUGUGCAACGGAAGCAGUGCAGAGACUGAAAUAUGCUGUAGGUUCAGCUCCUGGAUUCUGCAAUAAAGACAGAGGACUUUGCUUCUUCACAUCUGUUCCAGUGGUAAAAGAGCUCACUUCCUCCACUUCUGCUUUCCUUCACACCUGGGAGCAUCACAAAGGCAGAAGUGCAGCAGGAAAACAUGUGCAUAUUUAUUUUAGCAACGUUUCAAUAUCCUUACUGCAAAUGUAAUGUUAAGACUGAUGUAAAACAAAAAUGCAAAACAAAAAUAAUUUAAGCCUUUUUCUAUGUAAAAAAUGUGUCUGCUCAAUAAACAGGUAUAUAUAUAUAUUAUACACACACACACACACACACACACACAUCAUUUAUACGGAUUAUCUGAAUACGUUAAAGACCUGAAAGUUGAAAGGGAAAAUCCGUGUUUUGUCAUAGUUUUUAUGUAGCUGACAAGCAAAAGAAAAAAUAGUUCAAAAAUUAAAUCCUACAUUGUUUUUGAAAUACUUAAGUUAAACAAACUUUUUCCUAUAUUUAUUUUUUAUUUACUUAAAGCAAAGAAAUAAUUCAAGGCAACAAACAAACGAUGUAGGGAAAUAGCAAAGAGGCAAAUUUAGAGUGAAGAUAUAUCUAUUCUAAUCUUAAUUUUUAAAUAAAUACAAAAUUUAAAAAACUAAUUAAAAAAAAAGAACUUCCUAAAAAACCGUCACUAUAUUUGUGGGUGCUCUGAACACAUUUGUACACUAGAUGGAGCCAAUGAGGUAGAUUGACCCGAUACACCUUGCUGUAGUCAUUAAGCCAGAUGAUUUAUUAAUCAAAAAGAAGUUUUAACAAGAGCGUCUCCUAAAUGGAAUAUAUAAAAUAAAAUAAAGCUAAUUUUACCUCCGCACCACAAA
This is a messenger RNA of Oryzias latipes (Japanese medaka), 1811 nucleotides long. It is a transcript of the gene mrpl28, whose product is annotated as mitochondrial ribosomal protein L28. Gene Ontology annotation, molecular function: structural constituent of ribosome. NCBI's taxonomy places the organism in Eukaryota, Metazoa, Chordata, Actinopteri, Beloniformes, Adrianichthyidae. Gene Ontology annotation, cellular component: mitochondrial large ribosomal subunit. The record is from RefSeq and is a predicted model, not a curated record.